Molecule: messenger RNA, 813 nt
Organism: Pichia membranifaciens NRRL Y-2026
Lineage: Eukaryota; Fungi; Ascomycota; Pichiomycetes; Pichiales; Pichiaceae
Exons: 1
Coding region: 1-489 (162 amino acids)
Source: RefSeq, a predicted model, not a curated record
AUGCGGUUGUCCUUGAUCCAUGCUCUAGCGUUCUUUACGGCGUUUGCCAGUGAGUGUUCUUGUAAUGAUGAUUCCUAUGUUGCAUCGGAACCUCGCAUUAUAAACUUUGCUUUAAUCAAACUACCUGAGGAAGUGAAAAACGAGAUACGUGUACCCUCUAUUAUGCAUUCUUGGGAAGAAACAGAGUAUAUUAUGCUUACCAACGACGACACUCCAUUUGAGUAUGCACUAAACAUGUCGUAUCUCGAUUUGGCGAAACUGCAUUUGCUAAAUGCAAACAGCGGGAAAUUCAAAGGCAACGACUACGCUGGCCAUCAGGCUAGCUACAAGGGCAACUUAACAGAAUUGACUUUGGACGAUGUGAUUUACUUAUAUUACACUGAAGAUGAGCUUGUGUUGGACCGUAGCAUACCUUUUUACACUCGGGAUGAGACAAAGACUGCUACCGGAGAAUCCAGCCCCACUUCCAAACCUGGCUCUGAAAACUAAUAUAAAUGACUCUGGGUACAGUACUCAAAUAUGAGAUUUGUGCUGGUUUUUGGACACUUCGGCCCCCCUCUCCCCUCCUUCCCCAUAUUUAUUUAGAAUUACACAACUCUGUUAUACAACUAUCGCACAAUGAAUUUUACUGACUGUAGAGUAGGCAUUCGCUUCUAGGAUGGUAUUUAUGCAUGCAAGGUAUGCCACAUAUUGAGGUGAAGCCAAAAGGUGACGGACGAUCAUCGAGUUCGGUAUCUGUCCACUACAGUAAAAACGCUCAAUGCUAAAGCCCGUUCAUAAUUUGAAAGUUUUCGAUAACAAAAUAUGCAACUU